This is a messenger RNA of Lodderomyces beijingensis, 1803 nucleotides long. Lineage: Eukaryota; Fungi; Ascomycota; Pichiomycetes; Serinales; Debaryomycetaceae. The record is from the annotation of a GenBank genome assembly.
AUGUCUUCUGAUGGUGUUGGCCCAAAGUAUGCAAGCGACAUGAAGCUCUUUGCAACAAGCUCGGUGACCAGUGAUAUCGAUGAAAAAUCCGCUGUCACGAAAACCAAAUCAAGUGCAAACGUUGACGACUACAUUGCUAAAUUCUUGGAAUUAUCCGAAGAUGCCAAAGCUGACGAUCAGAGGGAAAAACAGAUGACGUUAAGUGAAGGGUUGAGAACUUUCCCCAAGGCCAUUGGAUGGUCGUUGAUUUUGUCCACCGCUUUGAUCAUGGAAGGUUAUGACGUGAACUUGUUGACGAGUUUCUUUGCUUAUCCGGGCUUUGCCAAAAAAUUUGGUGACUAUUACCCUGAAAUCGACCAGUACCAGGUCCCUGCAAAGUGGCAAACGGGUUUGUCCAUGGGUUACCAAUGUGGUCAGUUGUUUGGUUUAUUUGCCGCUGGUGUUUACGCAGACAAGAUUGGGUACAGAAAGACAUUGAUGCCGGCAUUGGCCAUCUCGGUGGGGCUCAUAUUCAUUCAGUUUUUUGCUCCCAACCGUGAAGUGUUGUUGUUGUCUUACAUUCUAUUGGGCAUCAACUGGGGUUCGUACCAAACUAUAACUGUAACUUACGCAUCAGAAAUUAGUCCCGCUAGUCUACGGGUUUAUCUAACCACAUACGUCAAUGUUUGUUGGGUUAUCGGUCAAUUGGUUUCUUCCGGGGUGGUGAAAGGUAUUUCAAACAUGGAUGAUCCGCACGCGUAUCGGAUUGCUUACGGAAUCCAGUGGAUAUGGCCCUUGCCUAUAUUGGCUGGAGUGUUUUUAGCUCCCGAGUCUCCCUACUUUCUUGUGCGAAAGGGCAGGCUUCAAGAAGCCAAAUAUGCAUUGAGCAGAUUGUUGUCGAAUUGCAAGUAUCUUCCGGACAAGAGUCUUGUAAUUGAUGGGAUGGUGACCAAGAUCCAGCUCAUUGUUGCUGAAGAAGGCGCCCUCAACGCGGGUGCAAGCUUCAAGGAUUGUUUCAAGGGCAAGAACUUGAGAAGAACCAGAAUUUCGGCAACCACUUGGUUGAUUCAGAACAUGACGGGGUCAACUUUGAUGGGCUACUCAACCUAUUUCUACCAACAAGCAGGCAUGGCUACUUCAAUGGCUUUCACUUUUUCCAUCAUCCAGUACUGCCUCGGUAUUAUUGGCACUGUGGGCUCGUGGUUUUUGUCGCAAAAGUUCGGUCGGUUCACCAUAUAUUUUGGUGGUCUAUGCUGCAUGACAGUUCUUCUCAUGAUCACUGGAGGCUUAGGUUGUUCAAACUCGAAAUCCGCUAGCUGGGGAGUUGGCUCGAUGCUUUUGGUUUACACUUUUGUCUACGACUUGACGGUGGGGCCCAUGUGCUACUGCAUCGUGCCAGAAAUGCCCUCGGCCAGGUUGAGACAAAAGACGGUGAUGCUUUCGAGAUUUUUAUACAAUAUCGCGGGAAUCAUUGUGUCUGUCUUGUCCAACUACAUGCUCAACCCGACCGAGUGGAACUGGAAGGCCAAGAGUGGGUUCUUUUGGGGCGGGUUUGCCUUCUUGGCUGCUAUAUGGGCGUAUUUCGACUUGCCCGAAACACGCAAUAGAACAUUUGCUGAGCUCGACAAGUUGUUUGAAGAUGGUGUUCGGGCAAGACAAUUCAAGCAUACAAUCCCCAACACGUUUGAUGCUAUGGAGAUGAUGCAAAAGAUGGGAGACCAAGGAGUCAAGGAUGUUAUUAACACAAGAGAGCAUGUUGAGUAUGCUGAUCAGGAACAAGGAGUGGAGAACCAGCAGAGAGAGGAGACCAAAAGAAGCUCGUAA